AUGUGCGACAACCGGCCGAGCACGGCGUCCUCCCAGGACUCGCUCAUGACCCUGAACCCGGAGGAACCGGGAGGGGGAGACUACGACAACAUCAACGUCGUCGUCAGGGUUCGACCGCUCACGCCGCACGAGAACAAUAGGAAGAACAGUCAAGCACUCAACUAUCCCGGAGAAGGACAAGUACUCGUCAACGACCCCAACUCGGGACAGACAAAACUGUUCACCUUCACGGUGGUAUUCGAACCCGAAGCCACCCAAGAGGAUGUGUUCGAACACUGUGGCAUCAAGCGGCUCAUCGACAUGGCCUUGGACGGGUUCGCAAGUACAAUCAUGGCAUACGGUCAGACCGGGGCUGGAAAAACCUACACACUUACUGGGCCUCCGGACAACGACGAAGGCGGUGGCGACAACCAGCAGGAGCCGGGCAUCAUGCAGCUGGCCUUUGGCUACCUGUUUGCAGAGAUCCAGCUGCGCAAGGGCGUCGAGUACGUCGUCCAGGCCUCCUACCUGGAAGUUUACAAGGAACACGUUCUCGAUCUCCUCAAUCCUUCCCCCAAGACACUUCCAGUACGUUGGUCAAAAGACAAGGGAUUUUACGCGGAGAACCUCUUCGUUGUUGAGUGCGAAGACCUUGGAGACCUUGACGGCGUUCUCCAGGAAGGGCGCAAGAACCGGCAGGUGCGGAGCCACGAGAUGAACGAGCACUCGAGUCGGAGCCACACCAUCCUGAGCAUCAGCCUCGCGUCCGAGAUCCAGGACCCGGACGACCCGAACACGUACAUCCGACGCCAGGGCAAGCUAAGCCUCGUCGACCUGGCCGGCUCCGAGAAGACCAAGAAGACCAAGAGCAAGGGAAACACCCUCACGGAGGCCAACAACAUCAACAAGUCCCUGCUGGUGCUCGGCAACUGCAUCUCCUGCCUGGCGGACCCGAAGAAGCGGUCGGGCCACAUCCCGUACCGGGACAGCACGCUCACCAAGCUGCUCGCGGACAGCCUCGGCGGAAACGGCAUGGCACUCAUCGUGGCGUGUGUAUCCCCGAGCGCAUCCAACGCACCAGAGACCAUAAACACCCUGCGAUACGCCUCCAGAGCAAAGCGAGUCAAAACCAAGCCCAUGGUUCGAAUGGAUCCACGAGAGCUGCUCAUAUUGAGCCUACGACGAGAAGUGAGGCUACUGAGGAUGGAAAACAGCUACCUGAGGCAACAGAUGAUGACCAACGGGAGGCUCCAGCUGAACGGGAUCGUCCCCGUGGGCGGAGUGUCCCCCGACGGAGACUCGGGCAUCGACCUGAUGCGGGAGGGACACCCUCCCGCCGAGGAAGGGGACCCGAGGAACGAGAGGGCGCUGCUGCACAAGUACAUGACCGAGAACGAGAGCCUCAGGGUCGAGAACGCCACCAUGCACCACAUGAGGGAGAUGCUCGUCAGAGACCACGAGCUCGUCUGCCGGGAAAACGAGCGCCUCCUGAAAAGACUCGGUGCCCUUGAAAGGGGCUACGCACCGGACAGUGCCGAAAGGUCGGCAACGCCUCAGCGCGUCACACCGACGAUAGCAGUGGACCGUGAAUCUCUCGGUGGAAGCAGUGACGCCAGGAAACAAAGCAGACAGGCAACACCAAAAAGACCAAGAGGGGAUCCAAAGUCAGUGAAGGCUAGUGCCACUUCGAGUCGAAGUUUCAACACCAUCAGAGAAUCACCCAAAUUGUCUCCAACAGUGCGUAAAAUUGGGAAAAGUCUGAACGACAUCGUGAAGACGACCACAGAGAGCACCUUAGUGCCCCAACCGAACCAGGAGACGGACGAAGAAGCCAAAGCGCGCCGUAGAAACUCGUGGGGUAGCGGCAUCCCAAAACUGAAGGAAAAGCUGGCAGGCCGUGCGUCAAGUAACGCCAAGGUUGUGGCAGACAAAGGACGUGCAGCCAACACCAUCGUGGCAGCACUAACUCCGAGGAGCAUACGGAGGACCGGAUCCAACAGGGUAGCACCUGCCCCGACAGGAAAUCACCAGAAAGCGGACACAAAACGAAGCAGUGCCUCCCAAACAGUAUCAGGACUGGACACUUCCCAAGACCCAACCAAAGGACAAAGUUGAGGAUGAAGCCACCCUGCAACUCGUCUUCAGUGCACGGGACGAACACUGCACUAACUGUGGUGCAGAUCUCGACCAGUGUUUUUCAUUAUCAUCCAGUGAUUGAUACAAUUCCCCCAGAACCUUGCAUACAGAUUUGGCCAUUCCCAUCUAGCAGUCAACAGGAGACCUCAAAACUUUAAGGGCAUAGCAAACGCUCACCACUCGAGUCCCCAUUUAAAUGUAGUACCUCAGUACAACAACCGACAGUACGCGGGCAAAGCAACUCUGCUGCAUAACCUUAUCACAGUUCCCAAUAUAUUGGGGUUUCACUUACUACUAAGUCCCCAAAUGAAAUUUGUGAUGUAAAUUGGAAAUGUAAAAGUGUAAAAUGUACUAAAAAGUAAAUUUGUGAUGACACCGUGACAUCCCAACCACCUCCAGACUUGGAAAAGUGUGACGGCAUUUGAAAGACUACAAACACUUCUGCCAUAACCAAAUGAAAAACAAAUUAAGACAGCCUUCCAAAAUGUUUUAAACUAAGAGACCAGUAUGUUCUUUGCCUGUCCCCUAAUUGGUGUCUACAUGAUCAGACAAAGAUUAUUGAAUUAUGGCCUUUAGAAGUAGUCAUCCCCCAAGUAUUUCAUGACUUUCCCCAGGGACGUAAAAAAUUCAGUCAUGUUGCGUAACAAAAUGCGCAACAUGAGAAGCCCUUCCCGUAUAGAACAUUCUGAUCUCAAGUUUACUUGAAAUGAAACAAUCCUUUACAAUGUCCUCAGUGACCCUGUAAUCAUGUUUAGUUUAUUUCCCAAUUAAGGUGGAAACAAUUUCAAGACAUAAUACCUGAGUAAAAAAAACUAUAUUUUUCCUAAAAUAAUCUUUACUGUG
Molecule: messenger RNA, 2958 nt
Organism: Ixodes scapularis (black-legged tick)
Lineage: Eukaryota; Metazoa; Arthropoda; Arachnida; Ixodida; Ixodidae
Product: kinesin-like protein KIF12
Exons: 17
Coding region: 1-2094 (697 amino acids)
Biological process (GO): microtubule-based movement
Molecular function (GO): microtubule motor activity; microtubule binding; ATP binding
Source: RefSeq, a predicted model, not a curated record